AACGAGACAAGACACAGCAAGCACAGUGGCGAAGUCUCCUCACAGAGAGAGAGAGAGAGAGAGAGCUUCUCUCACUUCCAAUUCGGCAAAACAGGAGCCACCUCUCUCUCGCUCUCUCUCUCUCUAGCGUCUCUUGUUGUUCCUUCGAGCCUCGUUCUGACGGGGGGGCUAGGGUUCCUCUCCCCCCUAGAUCCUAGCGAAGGAGAUGGAAGCCUCUGCAGAUACCGAGUACGAGAGGAAAGAGCGCGUCGCCCUGGUCAUCAUCGUCGUGCUCGCCUCCCUCGCCAUGGCCUCCUUGCUCGUGGCCUUCAGCUACUACUGCUACAUCCGCAACAGGGUCUCCAAGCGCUUCAAGAAGACCCGAGGGUUUAAUGACGCCGAGAAAGGUGGUUUUGGGGAUCUGCAAGUGGCUUCCGAGAAGGGACUUCAGGUGUUCACCUUCAAGCAGCUACAUUCAGCUACUGGUGGUUUUAGCAAGUCUAAUGUGGUCGGGCACGGUAGCUUCGGAUUGGUCUAUCGAGGAGUGCUCAGUGAUGGCCGGAAAGUCGCCAUUAAGUUCAUGGACCAGGCGGGAAAGCAGGGAGAGGACGAAUUUAAAGUGGAGGUGGAGUUGCUGAGCAGGUUGCAUUCUCCUUAUCUGCUUACUUUGCUUGGAUAUUGUUCAGAUCAUAACCAUAGGUUGCUGGUGUAUGAAUUUAUGGCGAAUGGUGGUCUGCAGGAACAUCUAUACCCUUUGAGCAGUCCUAGUGCUCGCUACUCAAAGUUGGACUGGGAAACCAGGCUAAGAAUAGCACUAGAAGCCGCAAAAGGUCUGGAGUAUCUCCAUGAGCACAUUAAUCCUCCAGUGAUUCACAGAGAUUUCAAGAGCAGCAACAUCCUCUUGGACAAAAAUUUCCAUGCCAAAGUUUCUGAUUUUGGAUUGGCCAAGCUUGGACCUGAGAAAGCUGGAGGCCACGUUUCUACCCGAGUUUUAGGAACACAAGGAUAUGUAGCCCCUGAGUAUGCAUUGACAGGUCAUCUGACUACAAAAUCAGAUGUAUACAGUUACGGUGUUGUUCUCUUGGAGUUGCUCACCGGAAGAGUUCCUGUUGAUAUGAAGAGACCUCCUGGAGAAGGGGUUCUUGUGUCGUGGGCUUUGCCUCAGCUAACGGAUAGGGAAAAGGUCGUGCAGAUAAUGGAUCCUGCAUUAGAGGGGCAGUAUUCACUGAAAGAGGUCAUUCAGGUGGCAGCAAUCGCUGCAAUGUGUGUGCAGCCAGAAUCGGACUACCGGCCACUUAUGGCGGAUGUCGUGCAGUCGCUGGUGCCAUUGGUGAAGAAUUACCGCUCAACUGCUAAGGUAGGCAGCUCCUCUAGUCUUCAUUCCCCGAAGACACCAAUUAGAUCAGAAUCCGGAAAAUCAAGCAUGUGAAACUAGUUGGAACCUGCUGUAAGCAUUUUAUGGCGACUUCCUCAGCCGAGCAGGUGCUCUGGUCUUGCCGGAUGUAGAAUAUUGGCAAAGCUAUGUCAGGGACUUAUUAUCGAAGCCCUCUUGAAAAUGUGGCCUGAUUCAUUUAGCCGACUUGAGGGAUUAGCGAUCCGGGUAGUGCGUUUGUUCAUAUGCUGGCACCUUUCGGAGAUAACUUCAUGCGGAUCUCGUCUACUGUAGCACAACCUUGUCUAGGCUCUAACUAUUAUCUAGCUCUAGUCCUAGAAACUUCUUGUAAAACUUUAUAUAAGCAGCAACUAAGCUCAACCAAUCUUGACGGUAAUGGUUCAAUGAGUGGUGGUCUGUCAAAUUUCAUGGUUAGUUUGC
Rhodamnia argentea is the source of this 1792-nucleotide messenger RNA. RefSeq names its product probable serine/threonine-protein kinase PBL7. Gene Ontology annotation, molecular function: protein kinase activity; ATP binding. NCBI's taxonomy places the organism in Eukaryota, Viridiplantae, Streptophyta, Magnoliopsida, Myrtales, Myrtaceae. Gene Ontology annotation, biological process: protein phosphorylation. The transcript has 6 exons. The record is from RefSeq and is a predicted model, not a curated record. The coding region runs from base 206 to 1408 and encodes 400 amino acids.